Messenger RNA from Gadus macrocephalus (Pacific cod), 2490 nucleotides. RefSeq names its product intermediate filament protein ON3-like. Gene Ontology annotation, biological process: keratinization; intermediate filament organization. Gene Ontology annotation, cellular component: keratin filament. Bases 140 to 1813 code for a protein of 557 amino acids. NCBI's taxonomy places the organism in Eukaryota, Metazoa, Chordata, Actinopteri, Gadiformes, Gadidae. The record is from RefSeq and is a predicted model, not a curated record. Gene Ontology annotation, molecular function: structural constituent of skin epidermis. The transcript has 8 exons.
ACUUCGCCUCUGCCUAUCCUCUCCGGUCUCCUCACCCCCCAAGCACUGAAAGCAGCCGUUCCCGCUGUCCACGUCUGCCUGCCUGCCUGAACCGGUUUCUUUUUUUACGCCAGACACUUUCCCUGCGACCGACGCCACUAUGUCCAAGAGAGUCCAGACCAGCUACUCCGUGAGGUCGAGCUCGGCUCCGCGGAACUACAGCAGCGCGUCGUACAGCGGCCCGAGCAUGGGCAGCUCCCGCCAGAGCUACAGCGCACGGAGCACCUUCGGGGGUGCCAGCCGCGGCAUGGGGGGCGGCGGCAUGGGGGGCGGCGGCGGCGGCGGCUUCAUCUCCAGCAGCUCUGCCUACGGAGGCAUGGGGCUGGGCUCCAGCAUGGCAGGUGGCGGUGGCGGUAUGGGCAUGGGUUUCGGUGGAGGCAUGGGGGGCCCCAUCACCGCGGUGACGGUGAACAAGAGCCUGCUGGCCCCUCUCAACCUGGCCAUUGACCCCAACAUCCAGGCGGUCCGCACCCACGAGAAGGAGCAGAUCAAGGGCCUCAACAACCGCUUCGCCUCCUUCAUCGACAAGGUGCGCUUCCUGGAGCAGCAGAACAAGAUGCUGGAGACCAAGUGGAGCCUGCUGCAGCAGCAGACCACCACGCGCUCCAACAUCGACGCCAUGUUCGAGGCCUACAUCACCAACCUGCGCAGACAGCUCGACGGCCUGGGCAACGACAAGAUGAAGCUGGAGGCGGACCUCCACAACAUGCAGGGCCUGGUAGAGGACUUCAAGAACAAGUACGAGGAUGAAAUCAACAAGCGCACAGAAUGUGAGAACGACUUUGUGCUCAUCAAGAAGGACGUGGAUGAGGCCUACAUGAACAAGGUUGAGCUGGAGGCCAAGCUUGAGAGUCUGACCGACGAGAUCAACUUCCUCAGGCAGAUCUAUGAAGAGGAGCUGCGUGAGCUCCAGAGCCAGAUCAAGGACACGUCGGUCAUCGUGGAGAUGGACAACAGCCGCACCCUGGACAUGGACUCCAUCGUGGCGGAGGUGCGCGCCCAGUACGAGGACAUCGCCAACCGCAGCCGCGCCGAGGCGGAGACCUGGUACAAGUCCAAGUACGAGGAGAUGCAGACGUCGGCCACCCGGUACGGAGACGACCUGAGGUCCACCAAGACCGAGAUCGCUGACCUCAACCGCAUGAUCCAGAGGCUGACGGCCGAGAUCGACGGAGUCAAGGGACAGCGUGGAAACCUGGAGGCCCAGAUCGCCGAGGCGGAGGAGCGCGGCGAGAUGGCCGUACGCGACGCCAAGUCCCGCAUCAAGGACCUGGAGGACGCCCUGCAGAGAGCCAAGCAGGACAUGGCCCGCCAGAUCCGCGAGUACCAGGACCUCAUGAACGUCAAGCUGGCGCUGGACAUCGAGAUCGCCACCUACAGGAAGCUGCUGGAGGGAGAGGAGGACAGGCUGACGCACGGCAUCAAGUCCAUCAACAUCACCCAGCAGAGCUCGAGCUACGGCGGCGGCUACGAUGGCGGCGUGAAGAGCAGCUACCAGAGCGGCUACUCCAGCGGCUACGGUGGUGGCAGCAGCGGCGGCGGCUACAGCAGCGGCGGCGGUUACAGCAGCGGCGGCGGCUACGGCAGCGGCCUGGGCGGCGGCGUUAGCUUCAGCUCCGGCAGCAGCGGCGGCGGCGGCUACGGUAGCGCAAGCUACGGCAGCGGCGGCGGCGGCAGCUUUACCACCCAGACCAAGAAGAACGUGGUGAUCAAGAUGAUCGAGACCAAGGACGGCAAGGUGGUGUCCGAGUCCUCCGAGAUCGUCGAGGAUUGAGCGGGUUAAUGGAAGUCGAGAGGUUGAGCUAGCUCCGUAGUUAGCGCUGUAGAAGGCCCCCGUGAUGUUUUCUACCAGUCCCCUAGUAGUUUUUUUCGACUCACAGUCCACUACCCUAACACCCAUGUAAUACAUGUCUGAAGAAAACGCUUGGCAGCCAAUGUCCGACAGCAAUUUUAUAAAGAAGUGUCUAAAUGAAGCAAUAACAACCCUCUAACCCUACCAAAGAUUGGAAAAGGGACCAAAGAAUCUGUUGUCCAUGUUUUGUAAAGUUCUGAAUGUUUUAUUCCUGUUUGUACAAAAAAAAAACUUUCUGAAGUAGCCUCAAGUGGUCAAAUAAACCCACCGGUGAAUACAGUGACUAAUACAUUGAUAUUUUGUGUUUUUAAUCCUUCCUAUGCAAGUUUGUAGUCCAAACUGGUCACUUUUUAAAAAUUUGCCUGCACAAAAAUAAUUCUAACAAACCGGGGACAAGGCGACGUCGUCAAAGCAAUGUGAAUGUACUGAAGCCCCGCUAGUGUUUGUGGGUCAAACCGAUGUCUUAAGAAAUGCCAGCCGCAUUGACACCAAUGCACGCUGUUCCUCUGUGCGUCCCGUCCAGACCUCACAGCACCAUGUGGUCCAGGGGUGGCGGUUUUGCUACCGAAACGAAUAAAGAAGGUGUUUACGUAAACAAA